This is a messenger RNA of Hemiscyllium ocellatum (epaulette shark), 3077 nucleotides long. It is a transcript of the gene bbs5, whose product is annotated as Bardet-Biedl syndrome 5. Gene Ontology annotation, molecular function: phosphatidylinositol-3-phosphate binding. Gene Ontology annotation, biological process: cilium assembly; intracellular transport. Gene Ontology annotation, cellular component: ciliary basal body; BBSome. NCBI's taxonomy places the organism in Eukaryota, Metazoa, Chordata, Chondrichthyes, Orectolobiformes, Hemiscylliidae. The transcript is spliced from 12 exons. Bases 74 to 1102 code for a protein of 342 amino acids. The record is from RefSeq and is a predicted model, not a curated record.
UGAGCCGGACUGGGUGAGAUUUGAGGCAGUACUUGUCUGACUGACCCGAGCUGGGCCCCGGGUAGCUGAAGCAAUGGUGCCCGUUCUGGAUGCGCUUUGGGAGGAUCGGGAUGUUAGGUUUGACAUUUCGCCUCAACAAAUGAAAAUGAGACCUGGAGAGGUCCUAAUUGACUGCUUGGACUCCAUCGAAGAUACUAAAGGAAAUAACGGGGAUAAAGGUAGAUUGCUUGUGACCAAUUUGCGAAUUAUCUGGCACUCACUGGCUCUUCCACGUGUGAAUUUAUCUGUUGGCUACAACUCCAUUAUAAACAUUACAACCCGAACUGCCAAUUCGAAACUUAGGGGCCAAACCGAAGCUCUCUUCAUUCUGACAAAAUGUAACAACACACGAUUUGAGUUCAUCUUUACCAGUGUGGUUCCAGGAAGCCCUCGGCUAUUCACCACAGUCAUUGCAGUACAUAGGGCAUAUGAAACAUCAAAAAUUUAUAGAGAUCUUAAAUUAAGAGGAGCUCUCAUUCUAAACAAGCAGUUACGACUUCUGCCACAGGAACAGGUGUAUGAUAAAAUUAAUGGUGUCUGGAAUCUAUCAAGUGAUCAGGGCAAUUUGGGAACCUUUUUCAUCACAAAUGUUCGAAUAGUAUGGCAUGCCAAUAUGAAUGAUAGUUUUAAUGUUAGCAUUCCUUAUUUACAAAUUCGAUCAAUAAAAAUCAGGGACUCAAAAUUUGGGCUUGCACUUGUGAUUGAAAGUUCACAGCAGAGUGGAGGAUAUGUUCUUGGUUUUAAAAUUGAUCCUGUGGAAAAACUUCAAGAAGCAGUAAAGGAGAUAAAUUCCUUGCAUAAAGUUUACUCUGCCUGCCCAAUCUUUGGAGUUCAAUAUGAAAUGGAGGAAAAGCCUCAGCCACUUGAGGACCUGACUGUUGAGCAAGUUCAAGAUGAUGUUGAAAUUGAACCAGAAGAACAGACUGAUGCUUUUGUGGCUUACUUCGCAGAUACUAAUAAGCAACAGGACCGUGAGCCAGUUUAUUCAGAGGAACUGGGGAUUGCAAUUGAAAAAUUGAAAGACGGCUUCACUCUUCAAGGACUUUGGGAAGUGAUGGGUUGAACUUCAAGUUUACUUUUGUGUUGUUUUAAGUUAUCACACAGUGACUAUGAGAUACAACUUCCAGUAAUCAUUGCUGUUGAAAAAUAAAACCAAACAAUUUUUUUCACUAUAUAUAAAGGAUCUAGACGAAGGAACUGAGGGCAUUCUGGCUAAGUUUGCAGAUUAUACAAAGAAAGCUAGAGGGACAGGUAAUACUGAGAAGGCUGCAGAAAGAUUCAGACAGCUUAGGAAAAUAGGCAAAACAGUGGCAGAUGGAGUACAAUAUGAGAAAGUGUAAAGCCAUGCACUUUGGUAGGAAGAUUAGAAGCAUGGACUGUUUUCUAAAGGGGCAGAAAAUGCAGAAGUUUGAAGUGCAAAGAGACUUGGGAGUUCUAGUCCAGGAUUCUCUCAAGGAAAAUGUUGAAUCAGUAAUUAGGAAGGCAAAUGCAGUGUGGCAUUUAUUUUGAGAGGACUUGAAUAUAAAAGUCGGGAUGUAUUUCUGAGGCUUUAAAAGGCUCUCAGACCACAUUUGGAGUACUGUGUGCAGUUUUGGGCCCCAUAUCUCAGGAAAGAUGUACUGGCCCUGGAGUAUGUUCAGAGGAGGUUCGUGAGAAUGGUCCCAGGAAUGAAAAGCUUAACAUAUGAGGAACAUUUGAGGACUCUGGGUCUAUACCCAAUGGAAUUAAGAAGGGUGGGGGGUGGGUGGAGUGGGUAUCUAACUGAAACUUACAGAAUACUGAAUGGCUUUCACAGAGUCGAUGUUGGGAAAAUGUUACCAUUGGUAGGAGAGACUAUGAGUUGAGGGGUCAGCCUCGGAGUGAAAGGAUGACCUUUUAGAUCAGAGUCAUAGCCACAGACAUGUACAGCAUGGAAACAGACCCUUCAGUCCAACCUGUCAUGCUGACCAGAUAUCCCAACCCAAUCUAGUCCAACCUGCCAGCACCAGACCCACAACCGUCCAAACCCUUCCUAUUCAUAUACCCAUUCAAAUGCCUCUUAAAUGUUGUAAUUGUACCAGCCUCCAUCAUAUCCUCUAGCAGCUCAUUCCAUACACGUACCACCCUCUGCAUGAAAAUGUUGCCCCUUAGGUCUCUUUUAUAUCUUUCCCCUCUCACCCUAAACCUAUGCCCUCUAGUUCUGGACUCCCCGAUCCCAGGUCAAAGACUUUGUCUAUUUAUCCUAUCCAUGCCCCUCAUAAUUUUGUAAACGUCUAUAAGGUCACCCUUCAGCCUCCGAUGCUCCAGAGAUAAGAACAAACUUGUUCAGCCAGAGAGUAGUAAAUUCAUUGCCACAGAAAGCUGUGGAGGACAGGUUAUUGAAUGUAUUUAAGCGAUAGGUAAGUUCUUGCUUGUCAAGGGAAUCACGGGUUAUGCGCAGAAAGCAGGAGAAUAGAGUUAAGAAACUUAUCAGCCAUGAUUGAAUGGUGGAGCAGACUUGAUGGGCUGAAUGGCCUAAUUUCUGCUCCUGUGUAUUAUGAUAUUAUGGAGAACUAUCAACACAGCUAUCUCAAGAAGAGAUAUCCCAAGGCAAUCCAAAACCCACCGACAAAGGCCUGUUCUGAGCCAGGGUAAUCAGCGAUGACUGACCACACUCAGCGGACCUGAGAACUGACAACCUCCGAAAACCACCAACGCGACCAAGACCAUAAGGCCUUAGAUAUUUCCUGAGGUGAAAACAGACUCGCAAAACCCAACAAAAAGUAAGAAGACCCUCAAUUAUCUGAACGAGAUUGGCGAGGAGUAUUUUUCUCAGAUAACUGAUUUGUUCACAUAACUGAUCAGGGUUCCUGUAACAGUGGCAAUAGCAGGAAGAGGGUCCUUGUGGCAGUGGCAGUAUCAGGAACAGGGCUCCCGUGGCUGCAGUAAUAGCAGGAACAGGGUUCCCGUGGCUGCGGCAAUAACAGGAAGAGGGUCCCUGUGGCAGCGGCAAUAGCAGGAAGAGGGUCCUUGUGGCUGCGGCAAUAACAGGGACAGGGUCCCUGUGGCUGCGGCAAUAA